AUGAACUCGCCAAUCACCCAGCUCCCCAACGAGGUCAUCCAGGCCAUAUUCUCAUACUUGCCGUUUGACGGCAAUGUCGCUCUGGCACAAACCUGCCGCCGCCUCGCAGAUGCCGCCCAGGAACCCCUCCUGUGGAAGAAAUACUGCCAGGACUCAUUCAGGUGGUGGGAUCGACGACAUGGCCAUGCGGACAAAAUCCGAGACGGCUCAUUCUUAGGGUGGAAGGACAUGUUUAUGAGACGCCACAGGACGUCCCGGACCACUCGACAAGCCCUGGACAGAAUCAUCUCCGAGGAGAUCGGACGACUGGACUCGAUGAAAAUCAUCCUGGAGGCGGGCUACGACGCCAAGGACGAACUGUUCAACAUGUUCUGGAACGCCCCCUCGUCCCCGAACAAUCUUGCCCAGGCAUACUGGAGUCAUGCUGCCCUCGGCUGUGUGCAAAGACUGUUGGCGGUCGAGGAAUGGACGGCCAUUAGAGCAGCCGGGCACGGCGAGAACGCCGUUGAACGGGCGUUGUCUGCUUUCGAUAUGUUUAUCCUCGCAGAACGACCCGAGGGGGACAUGUCGGAUAUUGUUGCUCGGCUUGAUUCCUACGUGGUUUCUGUGCGGGAGGCCCACCCCCAUAUCGACGAACUGUCGCCACGGAACAGAGCGAGCGUUGUCGCAGAACAUCUGCUGCAGAACAAAUGGGUAGGUAUCCAGGAUGGUCGGCACUACCACAGCCUAGACCAUAUGUUCCUCGGGGUGUCUUUGUUCAGCACUAACAGAAACUCGGUACCACUGAUCUCGGCCGUCAUCUUCUGCUAUGUGGCUCGUCACUUCAACCUGCGUGCUGACGCUUGUAGCUACCCUUUCCACGUCCAUGCCGUCGUGCAGCCCCCGCCUGGAUUCGACCUCGACGGCCAACCUCUCCCAGCGUCUGCGAGUGAAGAACCGUCCGACUUGACACACCUCUACAUGGAUCCGUUCCACAAUUCGGAACCGAUCUUCCGGUCGACGUUGGAGGCACAGGUCAAAUUCAUUACUCCGGGCGCCACAGCCACCCAGACUGCCGCAUACCUGUCGCCGGCGUCUGCCCGGGACCUGGCCGUGCGGAACGCACACAACAUCUUAUCUUCACCGUCUCACGAUCCUGACUCUCCGUUGUAUCCGAUUCAGGCCAACUUGGCCGCCUAUGCAUCGCUGUUCGCGCUCGUGGUCCUCGCAUCCCAUCCAGUCUGGCACCCCGCCCACUUGCGCCAACAUCUCGCGGUCCUCACACAGCACUUUCUGGAAUAUUUUGACCUGGACAUCCAUCUGUUCGAAACCCAUGUCCUCCCCCUCACGUACACGCUGCCAGACUCCCGUGCCUACCGAGAUCUGAUUUCUCGGCUGAAGGAGUCGGAUCACGAGCCCCGGCCUCCCAAAUAUCGAUCGGAUCCGCGCAACUCCUCGGUCAAGUACGGGAUAGGACAGGUCUUUACCCACCGCCGUCGUGGUUAUCUGGGCGUGAUUUACGGGUGGGACCCCUAUUGUCGCAUGCAGGAGCAGUGGAUCACCUUGAACCAAGUCGAUCGCUUGCCCAACGGGAGACAUCAGCCCUUCUACAAUGUGCUUGUGGAGGACGCGUCGACGCGGUAUGUGGCCGAGGAAAACGUGGUGCUGCUGUCUGCGGCGGAGGCGACGGAGGACCGUAUCAGCGCUUUCCCCUUUGAGAUCGGCAAGUGGUUCAAGCGGUUUGACCGUGAGACGGGGAGAUUUGUGAGUAACGUGAGGGAAGAGUACCCCGAGGAUUAG
Molecule: messenger RNA, 1779 nt
Organism: Fonsecaea erecta
Lineage: Eukaryota; Fungi; Ascomycota; Eurotiomycetes; Chaetothyriales; Herpotrichiellaceae
Exons: 3
Coding region: 1-1779 (592 amino acids)
Molecular function (GO): DNA binding; protein binding
Source: RefSeq, a predicted model, not a curated record